UCGAAUUCCCUCACACUUGUUUUCAUCCGUGCUGGGGGAGAGGCGCUUCUCUUUCUCCGGUAUGACUGCUGUGUGGAGAGUCCUGCUGCUGUGGGUUUAUGUCUGCAUCUGGCUUCCAGGUCAGGCCCAAGGAGCGCUGGUCAUUUCCAGGAGAAAUGCUCUGACUCAGGAGACCACAGAGGCUAUGGGAACCAGGUCAAUAAAGAAAAGAAGCACAAACUCUGCAAAUGUGGACGUACACAGUUUCAGAGUCACCUGCACAGUGACGUCUCGUUUCGCCCACACCGUCAUGACCUCCAAGGCUCUGAACAAAGCAAACUCUUCCCAGGAAAUCUUCUUCGAAGUGGAGCUGCCCAAGACCGCCUUCAUCACCAACUUCAGCAUGGAAAUUGAAGGUCAGGUGUACCAUGGGGAGGUGAAGGAGAAAGAGAAAGCUAAGAAAGAGUACGAGAAGGCCGUUUCCUCUGGACAGACUGCUGGACUGGUCAAGGCCUCUGGGAGAAAGAUGGAGAAGUUUUCAGUGUCUGUCAACAUCGCAGCCAAAAGUAACGUGACUUUCAUUCUGACCUACGAGGAGCUCCUUCAGAGGAAGCUGGGCCAGUAUGAGAUUUUAACCCGAGUUAAACCCAAACAACCUGUGCAGGAAUUUCAGAUUGUGGCAGACAUCUAUGAGCCUCAGGGCAUUGCUUUCAUUGAGGCUAAUGCAACUUUCCUCACCAACCAACUGCUCCCUCCGGUGGAGAAAACUGUAACAAACACACAGGCACACAUCUCUUUCUCACCAACGCUGGAGCAGCAGAGGAAGUGUCCAGGUUGUGAAGGCACCACAAUUGAUGGAGAUUUCAUCAUCAAGUACGACGUGAAACGAGAAGAGGGCCCAGGGGAAAUUCAGAUUGUGAAUGGAUACUUUGUGCACUUCUUUGCUCCCCCUGAUCUGCCCAGAGUCCCAAAGAAUGUGGUGUUUGUGAUCGACAGGAGUGGAUCAAUGAGUGGAAGAAAGAUUGUACAGACUCGGGACGCAUUGGUUGCCAUUCUGAAAGACCUUCAUGAGGAGGACCACUUUGCUUUCAUCCUGUUUGAUUCCGACAUCGUCACCUGGAAGGACUUUCUUACCAAAGCAACCAAGAAAAACGUGGCCGAAGCAAUUACUUACAUCAAGCAACUAAGAGACAAGGGAGCCACAGACAUCAAUGGUGCUGUACUGAAGGCAGUGAGCAUACUGGUGAGUGAAAGAGAAGAUGGGAAGCUUCCAGAGAGGAGUGUGGAUAUGAUUAUUUUACUGACUGAUGGGAUGCCAAACCACGGGGAGUCUGACCUCCCAACAAUCCAGCAGAAUGUGCAUUCUGCUAUCAGGGGAAAGAUGUCUAUGUUCUGCCUCGGAUUUGGAAAUGAUGUGGAUUACUCCUUCCUGGAUGUGAUGUGCAGACAAAACAAGGGACUGGCUCGCAGAAUAUAUGAAGCUUCAGAUGCAGCGCUUCAACUCAAGGGUUUCUAUAAUGAAGUGUCCAGCCCUCUGCUCUUGGACGUGGACCUGCGUUAUCCUGACAAUACAGUGGACUUCUUGACCACCAACCACUUCAGUCAGUUGUUUGAUGGCUCAGAGAUCGUGGUGGCUGGUCAGCUGAUCAGCAAGGAUGUGGAUAACUUCUUGGUGGAAGUGUUUGCCCAUGGGCCUGACAAGGACUUCCAAGCACAGAGAAAGGUCAUUGCGGUAAACUGGGAGGUGAUUUACCCAGAACUGGAGUACAUCUUUGGGGAUUUUACUGAGCGUCUGUGGGCAUAUCUCACCAUCCAGCAGCUACUCGAGAGCAGUGACAUUGGUACUCAGCAAGAUAAAGACAUUGUAACAGCCAAGGCAAUGGACAUGUCCCUGCGGUACAGCUUCGUCACCCCUCUCACCUCAAUGGUGGUCAUUAAGCCUGAAACUGAGGGUGGAUCAGACACCCCUCUCAUUGCUGACAAGCUGACUGAGGACCAGCGACAAAAAGCAGAGAGACACCAUGCAAUUUCCCCAGCCAUUGCUGCCAGUUCCCAUAGCUUAUCAGAUGUGGAUGGAGAUCCUCACUUCAUGAUAGAGCUGCCAGAUAGAGAUGACGCUCUGUGCUUCAACAUCAACGACAAACCAGGAACCAUUUUCACUCUGGUCAGAGACCCAAAAUCAGGCUUUGUGGUGAAUGGCCAAAUUAUUGGCAAGAAGAAAGUUGUUCGGGAUGGUAACAUCAACACCUACUUUGGGCGUUUUGGUAUCAGCCACCAGAAGCUGGGAGUGAGGCUGGAAGUGAACACUCAGGACAUCUCAGUCUUCCACAAUGGCAAGCAGGUCAGGCUGCUGUGGUCUGAUACAGCCUCUAUCAAAGAAACCAAUAUGGACCUCAAGUUAACAAAGAACUGCAGCCUGACAGUGACAUUGAGGCACUCUGUUAAAUUUAUGAUCGUCAAACACACAAAGAUGUGGAAGAGACUCCACGAUCAACAAAACUACCUGGGUUUCUACACCCUGGACAGUCACCACUUGUCUGCUUCAGUCCAUGGUCUGCUAGGUCAGUUCUACCAUGGGGUUAAGUUUGAGGUGGCAGACUUGCGCCCAGGUGAAGUCCAGGAGAAAUUAGAUGCCACCAUGUAUGUGAAGGGACAAACACUCCAUGUGACCAGACACUGGCAGAAGGACUUCAGCAGGAACGUGGAGAAUGGGGAAAACAUUGCCUGCUGGUUUGUUGACAAUGAUGGAACAGGCCUGAUUGAUGGAAGAGCCUCAGACUACAUUGUGUCAGGGCUUUUUAAGACUAUUUGAAUCUUGAAAACUGAAUAUCUCAGUGUCAUUGCACUGGGGCCGCAGGGUACAUCACUGUGGUGGAAGUGUUGUGUGGUGAGAGAUGGCAGAUUGUCCUGAGUCACAGUGUGACGCCAUUCAAAAAUGACACACAUGCAGAAACAAAUAUUAUAAAAAUGAGCGGGUUAAUGACAUUUAUAUCUGAAGAUAAUCCAAAUUACACUUUAUGAUUUUAGCCGGUUCCAAGGAACAUGUCCUCUUCAGAUAACUGUACAGUUAUGUCACAGCAGCAUAAUCACCACUUAACUUUAAAACUCAUAGCUGGACAUAUAUAUAUAUAGCUGAAUAGUAUCAGUGAGAUAACUCUGUGAUAACAGUGACUGUGUGCAAUUUGUGAAGGUUAGAAUGCAAAGUAAAGUGUGUUUUAUUCAGUUUGAAAAGAUUUACUAAUAACAUAUGUAAUAUAAUCUGUAAAGCUUUCAAAUAUUAGGCUGACAUAGUACCUCACAAACCAAAUAAAAAAGUUUUGUUUCAGAAUGAUGAAAAUGAAAUCAGAGAAGAGAUUCAUCAGGCAGGGUGUGGAGUAUUUAGCUUGCUUGAGGCCCUCUGGCUGGUAACUAAGAGAAGCAGCUUGUCAAGCGAGGGAACACACAGUCCUGCCUCUCUUUCUGGAUACCAGUACCAGCCUCUCUCUCAGACAUUAUGGAAGUUGCCCGGUGUUUUUUCUCUGAGCUUUGGAGCAGCAGAGGGAGAACAUCUUGCUGGUGAGGUUGUUGUCACUGCUGGGAUGUUGGAGAGACCCAAGCACUUAAUUUUCUCAACAUCGUUAUCACUAUUAACUGGAACAGUGUGAGAGAUGGCACCCUGAGGGGAUGGAGCAUAUGAUUGUCAGAUAAUACUAAUGUACGUUUACACUAGCAAGUUCUAAAUGCUGUACUUUAAAUAAAACGGAAAUGUA
Messenger RNA from Toxotes jaculatrix (banded archerfish), 3728 nucleotides. RefSeq names its product inter-alpha-trypsin inhibitor heavy chain H3-like. The transcript has 22 exons. Gene Ontology annotation, biological process: hyaluronan metabolic process. Gene Ontology annotation, molecular function: serine-type endopeptidase inhibitor activity. Lineage: Eukaryota; Metazoa; Chordata; Actinopteri; Toxotidae. The record is from RefSeq and is a predicted model, not a curated record. The coding region runs from base 62 to 2791 and encodes 909 amino acids.